AUGCCUGAAGCCAUCCAUCUCUAUGUGCCCCAUUGUCCUUUUCAGAGCAGCACCAGAGGUUCUCCACGGACCCCUCCUGGGAAUGGGACACUGGCUGCUGAUUUUUCCCAUCCUGAAGAUACAGAUAGUGACGUGGGGACACACAGAGCCCAGGGCUGGAAGGAAAAACCCCAGAAAUAUACCUCUGAACCAGAAGAUUUUAGUAGGAAGACAAAAGUGCUGUCAUCUCUGGAUUUGAAAGAGAAAGACGGCAAAAAUACAAGGCACCCAGAAGAAAAGCUUGAGCAAGAAUUGAAGGAGGCAAAGAAGAGGCUGGUGCUUUGUACUCAACAGCGACCCUUGUGUGAUUCAAACAGGAUGGACUUAGGUGGAACCAGACCAGGGUAUCGAAACAAAGGAGUGCUGUGGACCUGUGAGGAGAAGGAUGCUGACUGGAAAAAAGAUGUGGUCAAACUGUCUGUUUGUCCUGUGCCUCUCUUAUUUGCAGAUGAUGCUCCACCAGCUUUGCCAGUUAAUACAAAAGAUGCUCUGAGGAGUCCAGAUGCAGUUGCCAGGGAGCACACAGCUGGCCAGCCGAAAUCACCACUGAGGCUCAUAGCCAAUGCUAUCAAAAGGUCCAUUUUGGAGCCUCUAACCUCAUCUCCAGAAGGACUAAAGCAGGACUCGGACAGCAAAGUCAAAGCCUCUUCAGAACAAACUUUCUUCAGCUUUCCCAGUACUCCUGCCUAUUCCCUAAGCCAAAGGAACAGUAACAAUAACAGAGCAAAUAACACUCAGCCACAGCAGCUUAAAGUAGGGGAGUGGGCAGGAGAAUAUUUAGGAAAUGGGAGCCCUUUCUCAAAUCCAUUUAAUUUUUCUGUCGGCUCUGAAGAGAGAUCUCUAAGCAAGGAGGUAUCCUUCCCCGUCUACAGUUCUCACGCCAGGCCUUCCAAGACAACCGGUAUACCUCAGAAAUCAUCUUGCACUAGGAUGGAGGAUGUCCCAGGACUCCUAGAAAAGUUUACCUUUAAAGAGACUCCUCCAGGGGCUCCCAAGGAUGACAUGUUUAUUUGUAAUGAAAAGUACCUCCUUCUUUCACCUCCAGAGCCCAAGAACACCUCCAAGGACAAUCUGGAUGACUCUGCACAGAAGGGUAGUCUUGGGUUGCUCUUUGAUAGACUGAGAAGUAAAGUUCAUGACAGAGAAAGGAAUUCCUUUGUGUCAUCUCUGCCUUUCAUGAAGGACCGUUCUCCAGAAGACAGGCUAUGUUAUCCUUCCACAGGAUGUGAACACCUACCUGUCAGAAAACAAGCUAUCGAGUAUUCUACUUCUUCCUCCGAUGACGAAUUUGAAUCCAAGCAUUCGUUAACACACAAGGCAAAAAGAGCUCUCAGAAGGAGAAGGAAGCAGGAGAAGGAGACAAAGCAAUUGAUUAAGCAAGAGGAGCUGAAGAGGCUUCACAAAGCACAGGCAGUCCAGCGCCAGCUAGAAGAAUUGGAGGAAAGACAAAAAGCUCUGGAGAUUUUCGGUGUCAAACUGGAGAGAGAACUAAGAGGAGAAUCAGAUUCAGGCAUGAAGGAUGAAACUCAGAUGCUACAUGAAUGGUUUCAGCUGGUCCUGGAGAAGAAUAAAUUAAUGCGUUAUGAGUCUGAACUCCUGAUUAUAGCCCAAGAGCUAGAACUGGAGGACCACCAAAGCAGGUUGGAACAAAAGCUGAGGGAGAAAAUGGCCAUUGAUGACAGCCUUAAAGAUGACAUGGAUCUGAAUGAGGAAGAUGAAAUUUUUACUGAGAUGAUGAAAGUGGUUGAAGAAAGGGACAAACUCGUGUCUACCUUAGAGGAGCAGAGAGUGAAAGAAAAAGCCGAAGACCAGCACUUUGAAAGCAUUAUAUUAUCUAGAGGCUAUCAGCUGAGCAGGAUUUAA
Molecule: messenger RNA, 1902 nt
Organism: Haliaeetus leucocephalus (bald eagle)
Lineage: Eukaryota; Metazoa; Chordata; Aves; Accipitriformes; Accipitridae
Gene: MICALCL
Product: MICAL C-terminal like
Exons: 7
Coding region: 1-1902 (633 amino acids)
Source: RefSeq, a predicted model, not a curated record